UAUAUGAAACUAAGGUUCCAUUAGAAUUUAAUGCAAUCCUCCAGAUUGGUUGUGUUUGCAAGGUGGACAAAACCGCAAUGGUUCGUAAUGCGCAGGAUGGUUGGAAUAUGAGCGAGUUACAGAUGAAGACUACAGCAGAAUGCUCUUAUUUGGAGAAAGGGAUUCCUUUUUUCUAUUUGUAUCACAGUUUCUUGGAGGGAAGGGGAAUAUAUAUUGCAUAUAUUGCUGUAUCUAGCACCAUAUCUGCCAUUGUUGUCGAUCCAUUUCAGAACAAAGAACUCUCCUCAUCUCUUCUUGAAAAACAAUUCCAUGAAGCUUGCCAAGCGUUGUCCAUUGACCCUCCAGCACCUGGAAGUCGCAUAACUUUCAAGGUGGACUAUGUUAAAUCAAUUGAAGCUGGCGAGCAACAUUUGCAAAGAGCAUUAACUGAAUUCAGAGUAAAGAAUUUUGGGCCAACUGUUGGUCUCAUAGAAUCCCCAAAUUUCCAAUCCAUUAAAUCAGCUAUAAGAGUUUUAGAUGAUUUCCCUUGUGUCAGCAUUCCAUGUAAUGCUCGUGACAGCUGUUAUCAGGUUCUUGGUUGGCAAGUCACGGCUGGAAAAAUUGGCAUGCAACGAUGUGCUGCCUCAUCACAGUGGCUCAAUGAACGAGUUCUUCUAUCAAGAUAUGCUCAUAUACCUUUAGGAAAUUUUGAGGUCGAUUGGAUUCUUUUUACUGCUGAUGUUUUGUUCUCUAGGGCAUUACGUGAUCAACAGCAGAUACUUUGGACAUCUGAUGAUGGCAUUCCCGAUCUGGGAGGUAUUUUCGAGGGAGAUACAUGCUUUGUUGAUGAAGUUAGUCAACCAGCUUUUACUUAUCCUGGGGCCUACAGAAGAGUGGCGGUUGAAUUAAAGAUUCAUCAUUUAGCUGUCAAUGCUCUUCUCAAAAGCAGCCAAAUUGAAGAAAUGGAAGGAGUAUCUUUAUUUGGAUAUGACCAUGAAAUGCAUUCUGGAUCACAUGUUCCUGAAACUGAUUUUGAUGAAACUACCUCAUGUGCACCUGCAUUUCGAGAACUUAAGCGACUGAUACGAAGAUGCAUCUCGGAUGUAGUGACAUCCGAAAAUGUAUUUGCUGAUGCGAUACAGCAACACCUUUAUCGAUGGCUUUGCAGUCCUCUCUCCAAACUUCAUGAUCCUGCUCUUCAUCGUGUUCUGCACAAGGUCAUGGAAAAGAUUUUUGCUCAUUUGUUGGUUGAACUUCAGAAACUUGGGGCCACACUAAUCUUUGCAAAUUUCUCUAAGAUUAUUAUAGACACUGGAAAAAUAGAUCUGCCAGCGGCCCAUGAAUACUGUUAUUCUUUAUUAAAAAAUCUGAAGUCAAGGGAUCUUUUUGAGCGGAUCAAGCUUGAACCUUUGCAUUUCUGGCAUUAUUUCCUAUUUAUGGAUCAGUAUAACUAUGGAGGGAUUCAAGCCAAAAUCACAACCGGAAGUGAUGUGGAAAUUACAGAGGAUGAAUCUCAGGUGGAAACCAUAUCAAGCUGGAAUAUAGCAGAAUACUUGCCAAAAGAAACUCAGGAUCAUUUUAUUCUGAUCGCCUCUGAGUUCAUGUAUAAACCUUGGAAGUACUCAAGAGAGCAAAUUAGAACGCGUAUGGCUACAACGGUUGGUAGCACAUUUACUCCAUCUGCUGAACGUCUUGAAGCAUCUGUUACAGAGUAUCUUAAAGGCCAGAAGAAAAUAGAUGAAGGUGAUUCUAAAAACCGUGGACUACCCCAAAUGUCUGAUUCGAAUCCAUAUAAAGGUGACGCUGCAUCGGAAUUCAUCAAACAUGUCUGUGCCGUCCUCUCUCUGGACCAUAAUGUUCAGCAUGACAUUCUGAAGAUGAGAGAAAAGUUAUUAAUGAUUGUUCUGGGGAAGGAGUUUUCCCCUCCGUGCCCAUCCUUCAAGCUUGCAAAUGUUAUUUGCAGCUAUUGCAAUGAUUGCCGUGACCUCGAGUUACGUCGUGAUUCGUCACUUCUGGAUCAAGAAUGGUGCUGUGCAGUGCCACAAUGUGGGCAGCCGUACAAUCGUGAACAUAUGGAAAAUUAUCUUCUUCAAAUAGUUCGACAGAGGGAAAGGCUGUACCAUCUGCAGGACCUUGUGUGCCUCGGAUGCGGACAAGUUAAAGGCACGCUUUUGGCAGAGCAAUGUGCAUGUGGCGGCUUAUUCAGGUGCAAGGAAUCUGCUUCGGAAUUUCAGAGCAGAAUGCUAUUGUUUAGGGACAUUUCCAUUCGCCAAAAGUUCCAACUGCUACAGGAAUGUAUCUGUUGGAUUUUAGAAGAGCCAUAGCUGCCUGAAUAAUUUUUUUAGUGGCCACGUGAACAUCUUCAUAAAACCUUGUUUCCAACAUUUCGAAAGUGAGGGGUUCUUUGCAGGUGAGAAGGUGGCUGCUUGGUUGGUGUGUGUGUGGGUGAAGCUACCAUUUUUGUCUGUGGGACUGAAGGGGCAACAUGUGAUAAUCUGAGAUUUAAGUUUACAUUUAUGAACUUCUUUCUAAAAGACACCUUCCAGCUCGUAAAGCCCUAAAGAUAUGUCAUCUAGCAUGUGUGGUUCUUGAUAGCUUAUUAAUUAUCAGCCUGCUUGAUUGCUC
Messenger RNA from Asparagus officinalis (garden asparagus), 2604 nucleotides. RefSeq names its product DNA polymerase epsilon catalytic subunit A-like. NCBI's taxonomy places the organism in Eukaryota, Viridiplantae, Streptophyta, Magnoliopsida, Asparagales, Asparagaceae. The record is from RefSeq and is a predicted model, not a curated record. Gene Ontology annotation, cellular component: nucleus; epsilon DNA polymerase complex. Gene Ontology annotation, biological process: DNA replication proofreading; nucleotide-excision repair, DNA gap filling; leading strand elongation. The coding region runs from base 78 to 2303 and encodes 741 amino acids. The transcript is spliced from 17 exons. Gene Ontology annotation, molecular function: single-stranded DNA 3'-5' DNA exonuclease activity; DNA binding; zinc ion binding.